AAGCAGGGAGACUUAACCUCCAACUUCUCUAUUUCGCCUAGCCUACUACUCGCAUUGAUACACGCAUUGGCAUUUCCAUGAUGUGAAAAUUUUCAAGACGAGUUCAAGGAUACACCAGUAGUGUGAAGUAGUACUUCCACGAUUUUUUCUGACCCCGUUCUUUUUUUUCGAAACACUUGAAAGUAGUCUGUUUGCAGAACUCGCGUUCUGUUCACGAUUUGCGAUUUUUCAAAGUGACCCUGUGAAACAAAAGACAUUAACAACACAGUAGUUUUUGGUUUGGCUUUGGCUGUGAACAAGUUUGGGUAUCUCCUGUAACUACACAUAAGUCUGGGUUCCCAGCAUGUUGUCUACGUUGCGGCACGGCUUCGGUGCGCCGCUGCGUCGCGCAGGCACCCGAAGUAUUAGCACAAAGCAACUCGCGGGCUACACCGUUCACGACCACUCGUAUUGCAGUUUUUUAGUAGGAUGAAAAUCAAGAUUCUUCAUCACGCAGAGAGGUACCAACUCUGUGCGGGUCAACAUCUUUCCACUUGAUAUGAGUUUGAUCCGAGUAACUUACUAAACAGGUUUGAUGCGGUGGUUAUCGGCGCAGGUGGUGCGGGUCUGCGGGCGGCCGCAGGGCUGGUUGCCAAUGGUUUAAACACCGCGUGCAUCACCAAGGUUUUCCCCACGCGAUCGCACACCGUCGCAGCCCAGGGUGGAAUAAAUGCGGCCCUGGCCAACAUGACGGAAGAUGACUGGAGGUGGCACGCUUACGACACAGUGAAAGGUGCGGACUGGCUUGGGGACCAGGAUGCCAUCCAGCAUAUGUGCAGGUACUCUCGUCUUCAGCAAGUUGAUGUAUCUGGCACAAAGUGAGAGCAGGACUACGACUACUAGAGGUAGAUUUUGAAGACAUUGCUCUUGGCUGCAGGACUGAAUCAGGUUUGGCGGGUGAGUAAUGAAGCGAUUUAGACAGAGAAAUUUUUGUGGCUCAUGCGAUUCCAAACCGGUACCUAUCACACAACUCGCAACAGGAUGGCACCGAAAGUGGUGUUGGAACUGGAGUCCUUUGGACUGCCGUUUUCUCGCACGGAGGAUGGUAAGAUCUACCAGCGAGCUUUCGGGGGGCAGUCGCUGCAGUUCGGGAAAGGCGGUCAGGCCUACCGCUGCGCCGCCGCGGCUGAUCGGACGGGGCACGCAAUUCUGCACACACUCUACGGCAUGGCGUUGAAGCACGGUAAAGAUUUUUUGCAACUGUGCUUGCUACAGGAUUAUCUUCGCGACAGCCGUGUCGUCGAGCUGGACGAUGUGGAUUUUUUUUUCGGAAUUCCUUCGGAUUUUCAUCGCACACGCAAUUCAUUUUCCGAUAACAAUUGCCCUCCAGAUUGCCUAUUUUUCGUGGAGUACUUCGCCUUGGACCUGAUCCAGGAUGACGAUGGCAAGGUGGUUGGGUGCCUCGCGCUGUGCAUGGAAGACGGCAGCCUCCACCGAUUUGGCUCCCACGCGACGGUAUUGGCUACGGGCGGGUUCGGGCGAGCCUACCAGUCCUGUACGUCCGCACACACCUGCACGGGCGAUGGCGGCGGUACUUACCAUCCUUCAAUGCGAUGUUGGCUAUUGAAAGUCAUACGGAUCAUGCAUCCACUUAUUUCAGCACGUUUCACGAUUGAUUGUCUUGAUUCUUUUGUUGGUACGCAAGAAACGGCUUGUCGUGUAUCAAAUACUACAGCCAUGGCAUCGCGUAUCGGUCUGCCGCUGGAGGAUUUGGAGUUCGUGCAGUUCCACCCAACUGGGAUUUUCCCAGCUGGCUGCUUGAUUACGGAAGGCUGCCGUGGGGAGGGAGGCAUCUUGAAGAACAGCGAAGGUACAGACGUUCUUUGGUUCGCCGCGUGUCCACCUCUAUGAUGUCGGUGGCAUUGAUUAUUUGAGCACGGUCACGAAUCGCUUUCUGGCGGUUCUGGAGAGGCGAAAGAGGCACGAAUGAGAAGCCUUAGCCUUUUGAGCUGCAUUUCCUUCGCAAACAAAAAAUGCAACAUCAACUACUACUCGUUGCAACAUCUUCCCCGUGCAUAUAAUGACCACAGGUGAACCCUUCAUGGCAAGAUACGCCCCCACCGCGAAGGACUUGGCCUCGCGCGACGUGGUUUCGAGAAGUAUGACCAUGGAGAUCCGGGAGGGGCGAGGUGUGGGCCCGCACAAAGAUCACGUCUACCUCCACUUGGACCACCUGCCCGCCGAGACGCUGGCCCAGCGGCUGCCGGGUAUCUCCGAAACCGCAAAGAUUUUCGCCGGGGUGGACGUGACGAAGGAGCCCAUCCCGGUGCUGCCGACCGUCCACUACAACAUGGGCGGCGUCCCCACGAACUGGAAGGCGGAGGUGCUCACCAAGGACGAGAAAAUUGUGCCAGGACUCUUCGCUGCAGGUAGGAACAGAAAGUUUAUGUGUCUUGUGCGCUACUUCUUGUUCGAAGCCUAGGCGUAGGAGCUCACUCUUGUCAGAAGACCUUGCAUCAGCUGAAGUAGCUGUCGUAGUUUAUUCACGUGUAGUACUUACGAAGAGUAGAAACGAAAUUUGAUAAGUGACGACUACGCCACUGUGAUUCUUCUGCAUGUCCUCUUCGUUCACACUCGCGGGAGCACGCGUGGUCGCUCCAUCCGCGUGCUCGAAUACUAAAGCCAUGACAUACUUACUACAGGUGAGGCUUCUUGUGCGUCCGUGCACGGUGCUAACAGGUUGGGAGCGAACUCCCUAUUGGAUUUGGUCGUCUUCGGCCGUACCGCGGCAGAGACAGUGUCCGCCUUGGUCAAGCCGAACUCACCACCAGUCAAACUGAAGGAAAACGCCGGCGAGGUGACGCUGCAGAGGUAUUCUUGUUGUAUCCUCCUUGGUGCAAGUUAAAGUUUCGGUCAGAUUUACAGGCAGAGGAACAAGCUAUGCCGUGGCAGAGUCGAUGUUUAGAAAAAAAGGACUAGCAGUGUGGCGGAUUAAUUGACGUACGAAAAAACUCAACAUCAGACGUACGUAACAAUGCAACACGAACACAGGUUUGAUCAAAUCCGCAAUAAGUCUGGGCCGAUUCCCACAGCGGAUUUGCGUUCCGAACUCCAGUCCGUUAUGCAGACGCACGCCCCCGUGUACCGAAAUUCAAAGGACCUGAUCGAGGGAAAGAAAAAGGUUGUCGACGUUUACAAGAUAUCAAAUGUAAAAAUAUCUGGGUCUGGAAGGAUGUAACCUGUGAUGCGCAUUUCAGAACACACAAAAAUCUCUCAUGCAUAGGUAGCAAAAGCUGCUCGCUUUCUGUCACCAAAGUGGAAGAUUUGUCAUGCGGGUUCGGCAAUGCGGAAGCUUCUCGAAACCUGUGAUGCUAGAGCUUCCACGCCAGACCUUCUGUGUCAUGCAGAAACAGCAUGACUCUUCCAGACCCAGACAUUUUUACAUUUGAUACAAGAAGUUUAAGGAUGUUGGUGUGAAGGACAAGACCAUGAUCUGGAACACCGACCUGAUCGAAACUCUCGAGUUGGAAAACUUGCUGACGCAGGUACUUCCUACAUUCUGUUUCCAGUCAGCUUUUCUUGCUCAAUCGAUUGAAAGAAUAUGGAACGAUCAUGCAGCACGAUCAUGUGCAUGUUUCUGCCCUUGCGAAAAUAAAUGACAUUGAAGUUAGUAGAUGCGCCCAGUCUAGGAGCGUUCGAUAGUAGUUACAGUUUGAAAGAAAACUUCUUUCUUCACGUGUUUAUCCUGUUUGUCGUUCGAACAGGCGGCACAGCUGAUGUUUUCGGCGGAAGCGCGCAAGGAGAGCCGCGGUGCCCAGGCGCACGAGGCCUUUUUUUGGGCCGGUUAGCUUUGCAGCAGUGGGGCAUAGAUAGGGUCUUCCGCCCAGCCUUAGCUACAACGCCGGCAGUUCUUUCGCCGUCUUCCGUGUCCCAGGGCUCCUUGUAUGUGGUUGCCACAUCCAAGAAAGGAGCCCCUCCUUGGGUGUGGAAGACUGCGGGCUAACCGAUGGAAAGGCAAGGAGCCUCAUCGUCGUUGCUGGGAAGUCGUAGCAGGCUCUCCAUGCAGCGGCUGCUAGAGCGCGGGCCAGCAGUGGCAGCUAGAGCGCGGGCUUGGGUGGUUGUAUCUAUUAUACGGCGGUUGUUGGGCGGCCACCGUUAGCCUCAUUAGGUUGGUAGGGAGCUCGGUUCGGUCCCCGCGGGUUGCUGCUGGUUAUUAAUUUCGUGGCCACACCUCUCGGGCAGCCCCGCCGCGUCUAACUUCGCGGGCGGGCGACCUUCUCUGGCAUUCCCGUCCAAGUAUCCGGCUGAGCGCGCAAGGUCGGCCCGUUUGUUGACUUGGCUUGGCUAUAAAAAUAACAUCAAGAAAAACGCCGCGCAGCGAGAGGAGGGCGCGCAAGAGAGGGCUACCGCGGGGCUUAGGCCCCCCUCGCUCGGGGAUUUGUUUUGCUUCGAAAGUCGCCACGCUUCUAGCACACAGCCGAGAUGGCUCGGCCGCCUGUGCGCCCCCCGGCCGGGGCUUCUCGGGCUUUUCUCCGCUUCCGCACCUGCUGCACGGCUUCGAGUUCCGUUCUCAGUCUCGUCUCUUUUUUAAAAAAAAACACGAGAGCAGGCGGGGAAGGAUCCAAGAGUCGCGAAAAAGUUCCGUUAUCAGUUUAGACAGUUCCAAAAAAAGCCAUAUCCAUUGCAAUAUAAGUAGUUCUUGCGGUUUGGAAGAAAAGUCCUUUCACGCGUUUCUGUUUUUCUUCUGAACAGGCGGCACAGCUGAUGUUUUCGGCGGAAGUAUCCUGAGUAAAAACGUCCCCACACCAGAGUUGUAAUGCAGAUUUGCAAAGACAGGAAGACUUGUAACGCGCAUCCCCAUGAGAGCCAUUUCCAAUCGUGUUUUGGAAUUUGUGAUGCUGUGAACAGGAUGAGGAGGUGGAUUUGUUAUGCGGCUUCCCUUGCUAAACUGCACUACACUGCAGAGUGCAACUUGUCAUGCGUGACUCACAAAACACCUAGGUUUGUGUUGCAAAAUCCCCAUCCGGACUCUGGUGUGGGAACGUUUUUACUCAGGAUAGGAAGCGCGCAAGGAGAGCCGCGGUGCCCAGGCGCACGAGGACUUUCCGGACCGGGACGACAAGAACUUUAUGAAGCACACCCUCAGUUGGCAGAAGGGCUCCCGCAACAUUGAAGAUGCCACCAUCGAACUGUCCUACCGACCGGUCAUCGACCAGCCCCUGGACGAUGAGAUGCACCAUGUCCCCCCGGCGAAGCGUGUCUACUAGGUUUUCUUCGUCAAGGUAUUCAGCACUGAUACCCAUCUCAAAAUGAUCCCUGUGAACAACAAAGUUCUUACCAGACCACGAGCGAGACCGAUUAUUAUACACGAACUUGCGAUCAUGGGGAGACGCAGAAGAAGACCUAGACCUAGAAGACGCGGAAAGUUCUUAUUGCCAGCAUCUCCGCUAGUAUUGCUGUCGACAACGCUCACGAUACCGGUACGCUCACACGAGUUUGAGGAGUCCAUGAAAAACCGGUAGGAGAAAUUGAGAGGACAGGUCGUAUCAAUGCGAAAAAUAGCGAUCAUGGAGAUAGAAAUUACAAUUUUAUAAAUUUUUGUACCGAUUAAGUUUCGAACACAAUAAACACGUGGGAUUCUUCGAAAAUUGAUUCAACCGACGUUGCUAAUGCAUGAAUAGGACAGACCUUGAAAGACUAUAUACCAUUAAUCUUUUGACACAGUACCCAGUUUAUAUCCAUUUUCAACACGACGACGAGGACCGUUUGGAAGCCGUCAAUGGACUGUUUAUCCUCGGCGGAUCAGGACUCGGUUCGGCUGAAAAGCGCGACUCUUGGGAGGCCAUUCGCGGAAGGCCUCCUCAUCUCUGAAAAAUACAAUUACAUGUACCCAAAAUUUAUCAAGCACAGCCCGUCAAAAGAGAGGGAUGAAAAGCUGAGCAAGCUGCUACGGUGAUUGCCUCACGUGAACAGGCGAAGAAACUCGAUUGCAAACUAAAAGAAACAUAGGAACGCACCUCUACAUUGUCUAAGAAAAUAAAUAAGUCGGUCCGUCGAGGACACUAUUUAUGCAAAACCACUUACCUCUUCCUUUUCGGUCGUCUUGUAUUUCAAAUGUUUAGUUUUUGCAAAGAAACCACGAAGCUUCAUUUUCCGCAAAUACAAAAAGCAACCAAUCAUUGCCAUCAGCCGCAUUCCUUGCGGCAGCUUGUUGAGAAGGGUUUGAUGAGACGCUCGUCGGCCACUUAGCGACAGAAAUGUAUCACGAUUCUCACGUAUGUGCAGCGAAUGCAGACGAAUGGCACAGGAACAAUUGCACGAAAGACACGAAAAGCGGCAGCGCCGGCGUUGUCGCUUGUGAAAGCGUUUCACUUUCUUCGCCUUUCUUGCUCAUCUGCCUCUUUUGUUGUUGUCGCAGGCAGCAGGCACCUAGGGGAAAGUUAGUGAGUUUCAUGUGACAGAAAAGCGCAAGGAUCCACCUUUCUUAGCAUGAGUUGCGCGCAGUGCGGAGCUCGUUGGAUUUGAUCGAUCAACACAUAUUUACACCUGACGUUGUGAUCCCGUAUAAUAUGGCCAUGAAGCUUUAGCUUUUUGUUUUCGUUCUAUUUUUUUUUAAACGCGUUAGCAUUUGUUCACGUUCAGCAGGCCUUGAUACAUUACUGGC
This is a messenger RNA of Amoebophrya sp. A120, 6643 nucleotides long. NCBI's taxonomy places the organism in Eukaryota, Dinophyceae, Syndiniales, Amoebophryaceae. The record is from the annotation of a GenBank genome assembly.